Molecule: messenger RNA, 1434 nt
Organism: Tigriopus californicus
Lineage: Eukaryota; Metazoa; Arthropoda; Copepoda; Harpacticoida; Harpacticidae
Product: lysosomal aspartic protease-like
Exons: 4
Coding region: 124-1290 (388 amino acids)
Biological process (GO): proteolysis
Molecular function (GO): aspartic-type endopeptidase activity
Source: RefSeq, a predicted model, not a curated record
UUGUGUUGCUAACAUAAUUUCUUUGUCUGAUCAGAGGCGAGUUAAGGCGAUUUUUCUUGUUGAACUUUGGCUUCUCCGGCUUCACUCUGGUUUGAGCUUUGGAAGUGAACAGACACACAAAUCAUGAGAGGCAUUAUCGCAUUUCUUACUCUGGCCCUUUUGGGCUACGUAUUGGGAGAAAAACCUUUGGUGCGAGUCCCUGUCACGAAAAUUCAAACCGCACGACGACAUUUUCAAGCGGUGGGAACGUCUUUGGAUAUUGUGAGGAAACGAUGGAACACCAAAGGACCCCAUCCGGAACCGCUUUCCAACUACCUUGAUGCGCAAUAUUUUGGAGCCAUUACUAUUGGAAAUCCACCCCAAAGCUUCAUGGUGGUUUUUGAUACUGGAUCAAGCAACUUGUGGGUUCCUAGCCGAAAAUGCCAUUACACCAAUAUUGCCUGCCUGCUCCAUAACAAAUACGAUGCUAAUGCCUCCAAGACUUACAAGAAGAACGGCAAGAAAUUCGCCAUUCAAUACGGAUCGGGCUCACUCUCCGGAUUCCUCUCUCAGGACACUGUCAAUGUCGGAGGCAUUGACGUUAAGAAUCAAGUUUUCGCCGAGGCUCUGAGCGAACCGGGUAUGGCUUUUGUGGCUGCCAAAUUUGACGGCAUCUUGGGUAUGGGUUAUCCCAACAUCGCGGUGAACAAAGUGACUCCCGUUUUCAACAACAUGGUUCAACAGGGCGAGGUUGAUGAUCCCAUCUUCAGCUUCUAUCUGAAUCGCAACCCCGAUGCGGAAGUUGGCGGAGAGAUCAUUUUGGGAGGAUCUGACCCCGACCAUUACGAGGCACCGUUUGCCUACGUCCCUGUCACCCGGAAAGGUUAUUGGCAAUUCAAAAUGGAUAGCGUUACUGUGGGAGGCACAUCGUUCUGCAAGAAGGGAUGCCAAGCUAUUGCCGAUACUGGUACCAGUUUGAUUGCCGGACCUUCGGAUGAAGUGACAAAGAUCAACAAGAUGUUGGGUGGAACUCCAGUCAUGGGCGGAGAGUACAUGAUUGAUUGUAAAAAGAUUGAUUCCCUGCCCAACAUUGAUUUCACUCUUGGAGGCAAGAAAUUCACUUUGACUGGAAAGGACUACGUGAUGCAAAUCAAAUCCAUGGGCAAGCUCAUUUGCUUGUCUGGUUUCAUGGGUCUGGAUGUGCCCCCACCAAUGGGACCUAUUUGGAUCUUGGGAGAUGUGUUCAUUGGAAGGUUCUACACCGAGUUUGAUAUGAAGAACGACCGAGUUGGAUUUGCGAAUGCCAAGUAAAAACAAAACGGAACUAAUUUUGAUGUGGAAUUGAAUGGAUUAUUUCUCCUUUUUCUGAUACCUAAAAUUCUCAGCGUGCUUUCUUUGAAUGCCUUAUAAAAUUACUCGAUGUUAUGUUGGGGCAAUAUUAUCCCACAAGCUUUA